CCUGGCUGUCGCUGACCCUAGCCCCGGCUCCAGGCAUCCUGGCCAUGGCCCGCGCGAUGCUCUUACUCAGCCUCGGCAUUCUGGCCAGCCUUCUGCAGGCGCUGGACGCCUGCCCCCAGAACUGCCACUGCCACGGAGACCUGCAGCAUGUCAUCUGUGACAAAGUGGGAUUGCAGAAGAUCCCCAAGGUGUCAGAGAAGACCAAGCUGCUCAACCUACAGCGCAACAACUUCCCGGUGUUGGCUGCUAACUCGUUUCGGGCCAUGCCGAACCUCGUGUCGCUGCACCUGCAGCACUGUCAGAUCCGCGAGGUAGCCGCAGGCGCCUUCCGCGGCCUCAAGCAGCUCAUCUACCUGUACCUGUCCCACAACGACAUCCGCGUGCUGCGUGCGGGCGCCUUCGACGACCUGACUGAGCUCACCUACCUCUACCUGGACCACAACAAGGUGACCGAGCUGCCCCGCGGGCUGCUGUCCCCUCUAGUCAACCUCUUUAUUUUGCAGCUCAACAAUAAUAAGAUCCGUGAGCUGCGCACAGGCGCCUUCCAGGGCGCCAAGGACCUGCGCUGGCUCUACCUGUCAGAAAAUGCGCUCAGUUCUCUGCAGCCAGGAGCUCUGGACGAUGUAGAGAACCUCGCCAAGUUCCAUCUGGACAAGAACCAGCUAUCCAGCUACCCCUCCGCCGCCCUGAGCAAGCUUCGGGUGGUGGAGGAGCUGAAGCUGUCCCACAAUCCCCUGAAGAGCAUCCCAGAAAACGCCUUCCAGUCUUUCGGCAGGUACCUGGAGACCCUCUGGCUGGACAACACCAAUUUGGAGAAGUUCUCAGAUGGUGCCUUCCUCGGUGUGACCACGCUGAAACAUGUCCAUUUGGAGAAUAAUCGACUGAACCAGCUGCCCUCCAACUUCCCUUUUGACAACCUGGAGACCCUCACCCUCACCAACAACCCUUGGAAAUGUACCUGCCAGCUUCGGGGUCUUCGGCGAUGGCUGGAAGCCAAGGCUUCUCGUCCAGAUGCCACCUGUGCCUCACCCGCCAAGUUCAAGGGCCAGCACAUCCGUGACACAGACGCCUUCCGCAGCUGCAAGUUCCCCACCAAGAGGUCCAAGAAAGCAGGCCGCCAUUAAACAGGUCCUGACUCAGCCAGUCCUGGUGACUGGCCUCUGCCUUCUGCCGGAGAGACUACUGACCUUCCCACCACCACCCGCUCCUCCCCUCAGCCUCUGCUGAUGCACAGAGCUGCCCACAGCGACACACGUCCUGGCAGAGGGCCCUGGGCACUGUACCACCAACCCAGCUCCACCUGACAGAGUGCAAGGGAGGACCCAAAGCCCCUCUCAACCAUCACGGCUGGCCCUGUUGUGGCUCCUCUCAGAGAAGCUGGUGUCAACACCCCCGAGUCCAGCAGAAUCAGAGCAGGGUGAUCAUCAGGAUGGUCACCCUCCCAGAACCAUCCUUCUUCUGUUCCCUCUCUCCCUGCCAUUUGGAAACAAAUAUCAGACCCUUAGCCCACCCCCUGCUUCCAGAAACGGUCUCAAGCCCUUCCCCCAACUCUGCCAGCCCCACCUGCCAGGACGCUCUCACAGGACACCAGUGCUUGGCUGCACAUCCUCCCCUGCUGCGUUUCUGCCCCAGAUUUCUAUAAGUAUAAAUUUAUGGAUAUAUAGUAUUUA
This is a messenger RNA of Urocitellus parryii (Arctic ground squirrel), 1670 nucleotides long. RefSeq names its product chondroadherin (gene Chad). Gene Ontology annotation, molecular function: protein binding. Gene Ontology annotation, cellular component: plasma membrane. Lineage: Eukaryota; Metazoa; Chordata; Mammalia; Rodentia; Sciuridae. The record is from RefSeq and is a predicted model, not a curated record.